UCGUAGGCGCGUGGUGCAUUUGAUUAGGUUUUGUGCUUGGUCUGGAGCUGCAUUUACCAGCAUCUUGCAGACAACUGGACUUAUUUUGGACAUUUUACAUCUGCUGUCUGCUCUCUAAUUGGAAUAAAAUGGAUAUUACCUCAAACACUUUGGAGGACGAUAAAGAUUGUAGGCCUACGGGCCACGACCGUCAGGAAACUGAAUACCACGUUGCGUCCAUGGCCGAGGGUCUAGCUCCAACCACGGCCGAGGGAAGCGAGGAACCACGCUGUUGUGACGAUGAAGAAUUCAAGCACAAACUUGACGAUCUUAAAGUGAAAGAGAAAGAGACAAGCGCCAGACUUGAGACUGUGGAGCGCAGACUAACUCAAACCGAAGCCAAAAUGCGCAGCUGUGAUGAUAUGCUUGUUCUGAUUGGUCUACUGUCCGACCGGCUUGGACAAGUUCACCCCGAGUUGGGGCCAUUACAGGGCGGUGAAGACGCACCCAAAGGCCAGACGGAUUUUGCCUCCGUACCAAGGGCCAAUUAACUUACUACCAGACUUUACGUGUUUAUAACUUCGAUCAAAUGAAAUAAACAACUGUGUUGACUUUAUUCUGUAUAUUGCAAGUUCUAAAGACCUUUCUAUUUUGAUGAACAAAUCACGUUGGUUGGCAUGGACAUUAACAUUGACAAUAAAUCGUCUUAAAGACACUAGACACUAUUGGUAAUUGUCAAAGACUAGUCUUAUCACUUGGUGUAUUUCA
Asterias rubens (European starfish) is the source of this 747-nucleotide messenger RNA. RefSeq lists its product as uncharacterized. Lineage: Eukaryota; Metazoa; Echinodermata; Asteroidea; Forcipulatida; Asteriidae. The coding region runs from base 129 to 530 and encodes 133 amino acids. The record is from RefSeq and is a predicted model, not a curated record. The transcript is spliced from 2 exons.